This is a messenger RNA of Cetraspora pellucida, 1944 nucleotides long. Lineage: Eukaryota; Fungi; Glomeromycota; Glomeromycetes; Diversisporales; Gigasporaceae. The record is from the annotation of a GenBank genome assembly.
AUGAUGGUCAACACAAAGUCGUUACAAAGACAAUUAUUUGUUGAGAUGAAAAAUAAGUUGAUGACUCCAGGAGCAAUAUCUCCAUUAAAAGUUAUAUCAAAUGGUUAUGAAUAUUACUCAAAACCUUCGAAUUAUGGCAAUAUUUAUUAUCGUCGUAAAAAAGGAAAUUUGUCGAGUGAAGAAGUUUUACUGGACUCUAAAAAAUUAGCAAGAGAAAAUAAACAAAUCAAGUCCAUAUUAUUGUCAACUGAUGAAAAUUUACUUGGUUAUUUGGUUGAAAAAGAAGGCGAUGAAGUCGGAUCAUUACAUUUUAAAGGUUUAUCUAGAAAUAAUAAUUAUCAGAAUGAAAUAUUAAGCGGAGUUUUUAAUUUUUUGUGGGGAACAAAUAUUCAUACUGUUUAUUAUACUGCUACUGAUGAGCAACUCAGGCCCUGCAAGGUUUAUGCACACAAAAUGGGAACAUCACAACGGAAUGACGUACUCUUAUAUGAAGAAAAGGAUCACACUUCUUUUGUUGAUAUUACUUGUACCAAAGAUCUGUCCUUUAUUAUGAUAAAUUCAAACACCUUUUCAUCAUCUGAAGUUUGGUUUUUUGAUGCCCAUCAUGACAUGUCUCAGGGUAUACCAGAAUUAAAAUUAAUUGAACCGAGGACGUUUGGAUUGGAAUAUUAUGUUGAUCAUCGUGAUGGCUACUUUUACAUUUUGACAAAUGCUGAAAAUUCUCAUAAUUUUAAACUUGUUCGUACGAGAAUAGAAAAUCACGGAAAAAAGUAUUGGGAAACUAUCUUUACUGUUAAAGAAACUGAAAGAAUUGAAGAUGUUGAAUUAUUUCAAGACUAUGCAGUUAUAUUUGCAAAAAGCGAAGGCUUACCUGUUCUUAUGUGUUAUGAAUUGAAAUCUUCUGAUGUUCAUCAAAUAAUUUUGCCUACGAACCUGUGUGCUGUUUCUCCAGAAAUAAAUAUUGAUUGUAAUACAAAUAUUGUUCGAUUUACAUGUAAUUUGCCUUUGGCUCACGAGACAACUUAUGAAUAUGACAUGAAAGCGCGUAAACUAUAUUCUAUAAGAUAUAAAUCAAUUAAUGGUUUCGAUAGUAAUCUUUAUACAUGCUAUCGAACACGUGCUAAAGCUUCAGAUGGUGCUGAAAUACCAAUAACUAUAUUACAUAAAAAAUCUUUAAUAAUGAAUCACAACAAUCCAGUUCUUGUAAGGUCUUAUGGUGCAUAUGGUAUAACAAUAGAUCCAGAUUUCCAACUUGAACAUUUUCCAAUGUUGGAGAGAGGUUGGGUUAUCGCUCUUGCACAUGUUCGCGGAGGAUCGGAAUUAGGUUAUUCAUGGUACGACCAAGGCCGAUUAAUGAACAAAAAAAAUUCAUUUACUGAUUUUAUUUCGGUUGUAGAGUAUUUAAUCAACGCAGGGUAUACUAACACAUCAAAAAUUUCUGCAAUUGGUGUUAGCGCUGGUGGUGCCGCUUUUAACAUGCGACCAGACCUUUUUAGAGCAUUAAUUUUACGAGUUCCUUUCCUAGAUCCAUUAACAAGUAUGCUAGAUCCAAAUCUGCCACUUACAAAGAUAGAAUACAAUGAAUGGGGUAAUCCUUUGGAACACGAGGAUAUAUAUAAAUACAUUUCUAAUUAUGCGCCAUAUGAUAAUAUCUCUCAUGACACAACUAUUAAUGAUAAUUUGAAACAAUACAAUAUUGGAACCUCAAUAUUAGUGACAGCAGGAAUGCAAGAUCAGAGAGUAAAUUAUUGGCAAGCAUUGAAGUGGGUAUCUAGAAUGAGAAUAAGACAAGCGAAACAAUUUUGGCCAUAUAAAGACAGUAAUAUUUUGAUUCUAAAGAUUGACACUGAUAAGGGUCAUUUUGGAAGUAGUUUUAAUAAUCAAUCUGAUAGAAUUGGAGAUUUAGCUUUUGAACUUGCUUUUUUAAUUACUCAAGUUCAAUAG